CCAUGAAUGAGUGGAAACCAUGUGCCCACUUAUUUUGUAUUCUCUAGCGUAGCAUGAAAUCAGAGAAGCACAAUGCGCCUCACGCCGAGAAGGUUUGUUAUAUUCAUCUUCGCCGUCAUCAGUUUAUUCUUUUUGAUCAGUUAUCUUGCGCCUGACGAUGAAUCACAUCGACCGAGGCCGAACAUCAAAGCACGACGUCUGGACAAUAUUUACAACAAUGAGAAUCAAAUUAUUCAAGAAGAUAAACGGUCAAAUGAAAGUCAAGAUGAGAAAAAAGUCCAGAGUAAAAAAGACAGUGAAAAGGAAAUUGAUUUGAGUAAAACUAGAGGCAAAGAUUUGGGCAAGUUGAUUGAUUGGCAUAAUUAUACUUUGAUGAAGUUGGAAGCUAAACGUGAAGGCAGAGGUGAACGAGAAAAGGUCAAAUUAACGGAGGAGGAGCAGAAGUCGGUAUCUAUGGGUAAAUAUGGGUACUCGAAGUUUGUGAGUGACCUGGUCUCUUUGGAUCGGGCAAUCAGAGAUAUCAGACACCCGCUUUGUGCCUCUAAAUUGUAUCACGAGAACUUGCCAGACACCAGUAUUAUCAUGCCUUUUCACAAUGAGGCGCCAUCGGUGCUUCUCAGGUCAAUCCACAGUAUCUUGAACAAGUCGCCUUCUCAUCUCAUCAGGGAAAUCAUCCUGGUCAACGAUGCCAGCACGCAUGAAGAACUAAACAGGGUCUCGGAGUUCCAUGUUGAAGUGCACAAGUUGCCCAAGACCCGAGUGAUAUAUUCGGAUAACAGACUGGGCCUCAUUGAGGCGAGGUCUCUCGGUGCUAGAAAUGCGGAAGGAGAGGUUUUGACUUUCUUAGAUAGUCAUAUAGAGUGCAGUUAUAACUGGUUACCGCCUCUACUAGAUAGGAUAGCCAUGAAUUGGAAGUCGGUUCCGCAGCCGAUGAUAGACGUAGUAGAUGGAAAGAACUUCAACUACGAGGAGCAGCCGGGAGGUAUCUUGAGGGGCUCCUUCAGCUGGGAAUUACUCUACAAGAGACUCCCAAUCACUGCCAGAGAGCGCGCAUCGAUGGAAGACGCAGCCUCCCCUAUAAAAACUCCAGUUCAAGCAGGAGGUCUGUUUUCAAUCCACAGAGACUGGUUCUGGCUGCUGGGUGGAUAUGACCCGUUUCUCAAGAUAUGGGGAGCAGAGCAGUAUGAGAUCAGCUUCAAAGUGUGGAUGUGUGGGGGAGAGAUGGAAGAGGUGCCCUGUUCCAGGGUCGGACAUAUCUACCGCAGUCACAUGUCAUUCUCAGUGCCUGGAGGCCACGACGUCAUCGGCAUGAACCACUAUCGCAUAGCAGAACUAUGGAUGGACGAAUACAAAGAGUACUACUUAAAACACAAACCAGGUCUCAAAGGAAGAUCCCUUGGAGACGACUUAGAAGAGAGACGUCAGAUAAGGACGAAGCUGAAGUGCAAAUCGUUCAAGUGGUAUAUGGAGAAUGUGGCGUACGAUCAGGGAUGGUACUAUCCAGCUGUCGAACCCAAACCAUACGCAACUGGCAGGUGCAGGUCAAAACAAAAAGAAACGAUGUGCCUCCACAUCAAUGGAGGCGAUAACGGUGGAACUGUUUUGAAGAACUGUGCCAGUAAAGAUGUUAAGGUUCCUCAUUUCAAGUUAACGUGGCGUCGAGAAAUGAGAAAGCAGAAUGGCCGAGAUUGUCUGGACUUAGCGAGACACGUGAAAGGAGCGCAGCCGGAGUGGUUCCAGUGUCACGAGCAGGGUGGAAACCAGAAAUGGCUCUAUAUGAAGGAUACCUUACAAAUCAAACACGACCUGGACACAAGAACGAAGCUCUGUUUAUCAACUGACGGAUCCAAAGUGUUUAUGGAUAUAUGUGAUGGAGAAAAUGAAGAUCAAAAAUGGACAUUCGAUGCUGUUGACUUCUCCGAGUUUCGGGAAGAUUUGGGGCCUCCUUACGAUCGAAGCCUGGACAGAUAAUGCAAAAAAUAGUUCAGCGCGGCAAGGAAUUUUGCGGGAAAAUGGGAGGUCUACAUGCUUUAUCUGUAUUGAAACGAGCAUGUUCCGCGACAACUGCGAUGCAAUUGGAUCGAGCCGAUUAUUGUUAGGUAGUCGAAAGGCAGUUAUCGUUGCAGGGAUUUGGAUUUCUAAUCGUUAUUACUGGGAUACAGGGUAUAUUUGGGAUUGAUAUAUCCUUUUUGCCGUUUGAUUGGUUUCUGAUUCAUGACCAAAAAUAAUCUUCUGAAAAUUAACGCGAUGAUAUAAAAUGCUAGAAAGGGACUGUUUACUGGUAAUUUACAAUGAUUCAAAUUCACAAUGAAUUGCGAUUUAACGGAAAUUAGAAUUUUCUAGAUUUU
Molecule: messenger RNA, 2348 nt
Organism: Symsagittifera roscoffensis
Lineage: Eukaryota; Metazoa; Xenacoelomorpha; Acoela; Convolutidae
Product: polypeptide N-acetylgalactosaminyltransferase 10-like
Exons: 7
Coding region: 73-1971 (632 amino acids)
Biological process (GO): protein O-linked glycosylation
Cellular component (GO): Golgi apparatus
Molecular function (GO): polypeptide N-acetylgalactosaminyltransferase activity
Source: RefSeq, a predicted model, not a curated record